AAAAACCCAAUUCCUUGUCAAUAAAAAAUUUCAAGAAACAAAAAAUAGCAAAAGGGAAAAAAAAAAAAAAAAAACUAGAAAACAAGAAAAUAACAAGAAGAUGGAAUGUGCAGCCAGAAGCAAGAACAUUUGUUCUAUUUUCCUCCAUUUAAUUACGCUUUCCUCAAUCUUUCACAAUUAUUCCUUUGAUCCUAGUCCUGCCUCACACCAGAUUUUUUCCUCCAUCUAUAUGUAUAAUUAUAUGUUUUGUCAAAUUUUUGCCACAAGUCGUCUCCCCUUGGGAUUUCUAGACCGAGAGAGAGAGAGGGGGGGAUCAUCCCAUUAUACCUAUCGUUUGCUUCUCUAACAGAAAGCCCUAGUUUUUGUUUUUUGGGUCUCGAUUUGUAGGGUUUGAAGAGGAAAAAAAAAAAAACUGCGGUUUUUGAUCUUCAAUGGAGGCUGCUUCAGAGGGAGAGAAGAAGCCCAAGCGCCAGAUGAAGACCCCUUAUCAGCUGGAAAUCCUCGAGAAAACCUACGCAUUGGAGACAUAUCCGUCAGAGGAGAUUAGGGUGGAUCUGUCCGAGAAAUUAGGGUUGACGGACAGGCAGUUGCAGAUGUGGUUUUGCCACAGAAGGUUGAAGGAUAGGAAGGAUAUGGAGAAAGCGAAGACGGAUAAUUUUGAUUCUACUAGAGAUGAGUUUAUUGCUUCUGAAAGAGGUGGGAAUCAUGGAUCAAGGUUUGGGUCGGGUUCAGGGUCAGCCUCGGGAUCAGGGUCAGGUUCGAGUCAUUUCGAAUGUAGGGAUGGUGUGCCGAUGGAAGGAAGGUAUUAUGGCUCACCAAGGUCGGUAAUGGAGAGUAGAGUGAUAGCUUGUGUGGAGGCACAGCUCGGAGAGCCGUUGAGGGAGGAUGGGCCAAUUCUUGGGAUGGAGUUUGAUGAACUUCCACCCGGCGCAUUUGGGGCUCCUAUAGUGAUGGCAAAGCAGCUGGAACAAUCGUUUGGGGAAUGUAAUUUGAAGCCGAUCAAAGCUGGUAAGAUGGGUCACCGUGAAUAUCUUCUCGACAGUAUCAAAUCUGAUGCAUACGAAGGACUUAUGCCGUAUAACCUCUAUGAUUCGCCUGUUGGUUGUCCUGGUGCCAAUGCUUCUUUACCUCUGCUUGGUAAUGGACAACUGUCCUGUGGAUUUGGAGUCCAAGGCCGGGUACCUAGUCAAAGCUUAUCAUCUCAACUAGAUAGGAAGGGACAUUUUUCAUCACCUUCUGGGGAUAAUAAAUGUACUCAACAUAUGGAGGUCUCAAUAAACAUGCAAAUGGAUGCUCCGGACUAUAUGGAUCCAGUUGGAGCGCCAGAAAUUAGAGAGGCAUCUGACAGGAACACUUCAAAAAGUAAACAUGGUUUGUUGAUGGAGAAAAAACGCAAGAGUAAUGAAGGUAGAAUUGAAAGACAAGGUGAACCCCCUGAAAAAAGGAUCCAGAAAGACCUUGACAAACAAGAUACCUUGAGGCAUAAGAGAGAUGAGCAAAUAAGGAGGGAGAUGGAGAAGCAAGAACGUGAAAAGCGGAAAGAAGAAGAGAGGAUGAUGCGUGAAAAGCAACGACAGCAAGAGAGAUUUCAACGGGAGGAAAGACGUGAAAAUGAAAGGAGGGAGAAAUUUUUACAGAAGGAAUCUUUGAAAGCUGAGAGGAGGCAGCAAAAAGAAGAGCUUCGCAGAGAGAAGGAAGAAGCAAGACUGAAAGCUGCAUCUGAGAGGGCAACAACCCGGAGACUUGCUAGGGAAUCCAUGGAGCUAAUUGAGGAUGAUCGGUUGGAGUUAAUGGAAUUGGCUGUUUCAAGCAAGGGAUUACCCUCAAUAGUUUCUCUUGACCAUGACACUAUGCAAAACCUCGAGUCUUUCAGAGAUUCUAUGGCUUCUUUCCCUCCUGAGUCUGUGCUGUUGAAAAGACCAUUUUCAGUUCCGCCCUGGACUGAUUCAGAGGAGAACAUCGGGGACCUUCUAAUGGUGUGGAGUUUCUGCAUGACUUUUGCAGAUGUUCUGGAGCUUUGGCCUUUUACACUGGAUGAACUUGUUCAAGGCUUUCAUGACUAUGAUUCGAGAUUAUUGGGCGAGAUACACAUUGCUCUUCUGAAAUCGAUUAUCAAAGAUAUUGAAGACGUUGCAAGAACUCCCUCCACUGUGGUGGGAACAAAUCAAUAUAGUUCUGCUAAUCCUGAAGGCGGACAUCCACGAAUUGUUGAAGGGGCAUAUCUAUGGGGCUUUGACAUAUGCCACUGGAAGAACCGCCUAAAUCCAUUGACAUGGCCUGAAAUAUUGCGGCAAUUUGCAUUAUCAGCAUGCUUUGGACCACGCUUGAAGAAAAAAAGAACUGAAAAACCAGGCUUGCCUGACCAUGUUGAGGCUAAAGGUUGCGAAGAUAUAGUUUCCAUUCUACGAAAUGGUUCUGCAGCUGAGAAUGCUGUUGCAAUUAUGCAAGAGAAAGGGUUUCCUCUUCAACGCAGAUCAAGGCAUCGGUUGACUCCCGGAACAGUCAAAUUUGCAGCUUAUCAUGUUCUUUCUCUUGAAGGAAGCAAGGGCAUGAAUGUGUUAGACCUUGCGAAAAAGAUUCAGAAAUCUGGACUUCGUGACCUAACAUCAAGCAAGACACCAGAGGCCUCUAUUUCAGUUGCCUUAUCAAGAGAUCCAGUUCUUUUUGAAAGAAUAGCUCCUUCGACAUAUUGCGUACGGCUUCCUUUCAGAAAAGAUCCUGAUGAUUCUGAGGCAAUACUAGCAGCAGCCAGAGAGAAAAUAAAGCGAUAUGAAAAUGGUUUCUUAGCUGGGGAAAACAAAGAUCCUGAGGAUGUUGAAAGAGAAGACGACUCGGAAGGCGAAGGUGCUGAUGAGGGUCCGGAAGUUCAUGAUUUAGGUACUCCAAAUGCAAACCAAAACAGCAACAGUUUUGAAUUUAAUACUUGCUCAGGAAAUGGAAAGGAGAGUUUAGUAGACGAUGUCACAUUAAAUCUGCAAAACGAGCCUUAUACUGCUGUUUCAGGCACUCUUGUCAAUCAAUUUGUUGAUGUUUCUGGUAAAGAAAAUGGUGCAAGUGUGCCUGGUCAAGGAGAUACAGAGAUUGAUGAAAGCAAGUCAGGUCAACCAUGGGUUCUAGGGCUUACUGAAGGGGAAUAUUCAGAUCUUUCUGUUGAAGAGCGUCUCAGAGCUCUUGUUGCCUUAGUUGGCAUUGCCAAUGAAGGAAACUCUAUCCGUUCUGUUCUUGAGGAUCGCUUGGAUGCUGCAAAUGCUCUUAAAAAGCAAAUGUUGGCAGAGGCACACUUGGAUAAAAAGCGCAUCAAAGAUGAGAGUAUACCUAAGUUCCAUUCCUCUUCUUUUGCGGGAAAUGACGCUGAAAUAAAGCAAAACUGUGCUGCAGCAGAGAGCAGCCAAAGCCCAUUGACUGGUGUCGAUAACAGUAUUUACGAUCCGGCCAUAACCACUACAGCAAAGGAAGAGCCUUUUAUUGGGGCGGAUAGGAUCCUGGUGGAACUCGAAGCCUCCAUGGGUCAAAUUGGUUCCUCAAAUCAGCAAAAUGGUUAUGCUGCAGAAAGGACACGCUUGCAGUUGAAAUCGUAUAUUGGCCACAGAGCAGAAGAGAUGUACGUAUACAGGUCUCUACCUCUUGGGCUAGAUCGAAGGCGUAAUCGUUACUGGCAAUUUGUUGCAUCUGCCUCUAGACAUGAUCCUGGCUCUGGAAGGAUCUUUUUUGAAUCACCUGAUGGCUAUUGGAGGCUUUUUGAUUCUGAAGAGGCAUUUGAUGCUCUUUUGGCAUCGUUGGACACCCGUGGGAUCAGAGAAUCUCAUUUGCAUACAAUGCUGGAAUACAUUGAGAAGUCUUUCAAGGAAAGUCUCAGAAGGCAUUCACAAAGUGCUAGUAUCGUCGACAGAAAAGGAAGCAUAGUAAAUGAAGAUACUGAAAUGGAUUGUAGUCCUGCCCAAGACAGCCCUAGUAGUACGGUUUCUGGUUCAAAUUCUAAUACCUGUGAACCAUCGUUCUCUUUUAAAAUUGAGCUUGGGAAGAACGAAACCGAGAAAAAGGCUGUUAUGGAAAGAUAUCAAGAGUUCCAGAGGUGGAUGUGGAAAGAAUGCUUUGAUUCAUCAACUCUCUGUGCUAUGAGAUAUGGAGAGAAAAGAUGCAGGCCACUUAUGGGAAUUUGUGAUUUUUGUCUUGACUCUUUUAUGGUUGACAACGAGCUCUGCCCUUCUUGCUACAGGCCAUUUGGUACCUCUGAUAACAAGACUACUCUUUCUGAACAGUUUGAAGAUAAAAGAAAAAUAAGCCCCAGAAACUAUAACCUUUCAAAAGCUUCUCAUCCCUUGAGAAUCAGAUUGCUCAGGGCCUUGCUAACAUUCGUUGAGGUUUCAGUUCCAUCAGAGGGUCUUCAAUCUUCUUGGAUGGACCAAUGUAGGAAGGCUUGGGGUAUUAAGUUACAUGCCUCACUGUCUGCUGAGGAUCUUCUACAGAUUUUGACGGAGUUUGAAGUUGUCAUCAAACGGGGUUUUUUAUCGACAAACUUCGAGACAACAGACGAAUUAUUGGCGUCCUCUGCUGUAUCAGGGAGAGGUGCUAAUCCUGGAUCGGUUCCUCAACUUCCUUGGAUACCACAGACCACUGCUGCUGUUGCUCUCAGGCUUUUAGAGCUUGAUGGCUCUAUUUCCUACAACCUAGAUCAGAAGGUCGAGAUUCUUGAAAACAAGGAAGGAGAAACUUUCACAACAUCAGGGUACUCUGUCAUGAAGAACAUAGAAGAUUUUGAACAACCAGAGGCAGACCAAGAUGGACACAUGAGAGAGAAGAAUUUCACUGGCCUAACUAGUGUGUAUGGGAGCAAUAAAUAUGGAAAAGGGAUUCGCGGCCGCUUCCGAGGAAGGUCGCAGAAAAGAGUUAGUGGUUCCGGAAGGCGAAAUCUGAGCAUUCCAUUAACUCAUGUACUUAGGCAGCAUGGAGAGAGAGCACAUGGACAAAGACUAGGAAGGGGUCGCAGAACCGUUAGGAGGAGGAGAGAGGAAAAGAUGGUCAUUGAUGAAAUGCUACCGAGUCGUAUGGGCAACGAAGCUGGUUUUCAGAAUUCUGGCUGGGAGUCACCAAGAAACUCCGGAGGGGAGGAGGAGGUUGGGGAAGAUAUCCAGCCUAUGCAAAAUGAGGGUGCUGAAAAAAGUAACAGUUUGGAACCUGUUGAAUCUUCUGAUGAUGAUGAUGAUAAUCGUGUGGUGGAGUAUGAAUAUGCGAAGUGGGGGACUGGGAAUUUGAUGGUGAUGAGUGAUGAGGAUUUAGAUGGUAGUGAGGAAGAUAAUGAUUUGGAAGAGAUGGAUGGAGGAAAUUUUGAGCGAGUUGUCGAUAUGAAUGAGGAUUCAGAUGGAAAUGCGAAUGAGGAAGGAAGCACGGAGUCAGCAGGUUCAGAAGAGUAUAGUGAUUAAAGCAAGAGAAUUUUUGAAGGGACUAUUGAUGUAUCACAAGGCGAUUUAGAUUUUGUAUAUUUCUUUGUUCUGUAAUUCUUUUAUAAGGUGCAGCUUACUAGUGGGCCAUCUUUUGUAUAGGUAUAGGAGAAAUAUAUAUUCAGAUGCUGUUGCUCUAUUUGUUACCAGUCAUUGAUAAGCAAGAAGAAACAUAAGGAGAAGGUUUUUUGGCGGGGAUCAAUAUGCAGAGUUGAUAUGUACUUAUUUUAAGCAAUUCCUUAGUCCUAA
Rhododendron vialii is the source of this 5687-nucleotide messenger RNA. Its product is annotated as homeobox-DDT domain protein RLT1. The record is from RefSeq and is a predicted model, not a curated record. Gene Ontology annotation, biological process: regulation of transcription by RNA polymerase II. Lineage: Eukaryota; Viridiplantae; Streptophyta; Magnoliopsida; Ericales; Ericaceae. Gene Ontology annotation, molecular function: DNA binding. Bases 432 to 5420 code for a protein of 1662 amino acids. The transcript has 19 exons.